AAGUGUUGCAGUGAAUCUCCACUCCCUUUGCACUGUGAGACUGAACUCACAUUCAGUUGCCCGCCGGGCUGAGUUUAGCCACACAAGGCUGGCAUUCCCUCCUUGCUGGGCAGGCAGUCACGAGCUGCAUGAAGCCACGCUGACGUCUGUCCUGGCCUGUGCUGGCUGUACCUGGAAACGUUGGGGUUUUCUGGACUUCAGGGCCACGUGCCUGAAUCCAAUCCCAGUUCUCCUGGAAGCAGAGCUGUUGGUCAGACCUGCUGGCACGAGAAACUAGACAUGGCAGUGAGAUGGGGCCGAUGAGCUGUCAGUGUCAGAGUCAGAGAUGCUUUUGGAGUUCCACGCACAACUCACACCAUUCCCUGUUUCCUCUCUCCAGACCAAGUCCACUGGGCAGGAUGAAGGAAUCACCAGCUGGCUGUUGGUGUUCCUGCUUCAGCCUGGGGAAACCAUCCUCUGUGGCCAAAGACCAACGGCAGCACCAUCCCAGGGAGCCCUCAGAGACAGACAUUGUAGUCCUGGCAGGUGAUUCGAGCUCUUGUCAACCCAGAUGUGCCAGAGCAAGUAGCGAUGCUGGGCUGUGUGCUUCCACCAAUGGAGAGCUGUUAGGAAGCACAAAUGGCUGCGGUUCAGAUGACAGCCUGCCGCAUAACAACAGUGAUGGAGAGAAGGAGCUCAUCCAAGUUGAAGCCCUCAUUUCUCCCGACUCUGCUGAAGAUGCUGACCUGAGCCUGCCAGACACCACAGGCACCAGCCUGGACUGUGACCCGGUGCCUCUGCAGUGCAGCCCAGCCCAAGCACAGCCUCAGUGCCCCAACAGCAGCACCUCUGUGCAGGAGCAGGUCAGCAGCAGCGAGGAGAAGCCGUGCCUCUUGGAGGGGGACUUAGAAUCAGGCCUCCAGUCCCAGGCACUGUGCAGCGGCUCUGAGAGCUCUGAGCCGCUCUCUCUGUGACCUUUCCACCCAAGAGAGAACGAUUCCCAUUUUUACCUGGACCUCUCACGCCCUCCUGUCUUUUCCUUUAAUAAUAAAAGCACUCUUGUGCUCACUCAACGCCUUGAAUGCCUGU
Messenger RNA from Tympanuchus pallidicinctus (lesser prairie-chicken), 1068 nucleotides. Its product is annotated as rho GTPase-activating protein 32-like. Lineage: Eukaryota; Metazoa; Chordata; Aves; Galliformes; Phasianidae. Gene Ontology annotation, molecular function: GTPase activator activity. Gene Ontology annotation, cellular component: nucleoplasm; Golgi apparatus; actin cytoskeleton. The record is from RefSeq and is a predicted model, not a curated record. Bases 291 to 953 code for a protein of 220 amino acids. Gene Ontology annotation, biological process: small GTPase-mediated signal transduction. The transcript has 2 exons.